This is a messenger RNA of Aedes albopictus (Asian tiger mosquito), 1700 nucleotides long. RefSeq lists its product as uncharacterized. NCBI's taxonomy places the organism in Eukaryota, Metazoa, Arthropoda, Insecta, Diptera, Culicidae. The record is from RefSeq and is a predicted model, not a curated record. The transcript is spliced from 3 exons. The coding region runs from base 830 to 1258 and encodes 142 amino acids.
UGAUGGCGAUGACGACGCACUUUGCGGGCGCGGUGUGAUUGGUUACACAUUAUACAACUAUGAGACAUUGGGUUUCAGGUAGGGUUUGGUGGGGACCGCUUUGAUUUACGUCGAUCGCUGAUGAGGACCGAUAUGUUAUCCGGCAGUGCGCGAACGCGCGAAGCUUCAGAUCCUUCACACUUAUUUGAAUAUUUUAUAUCCGCCAGUUAUUGGCGAAGCGUGUGUCGGACAAGUUCAAAAUCGUACGAUUAGGGCAACUAAGUAGCAACUUAAUGCAAAUCUCCGUGUGCCGGCUAAGGUCCGUCGCGAGGUGGGGGAUGCUGUGAAGAUUGGUGCUUGACCUAAACCGGCUGCCUCGCGCAGUCAGUGUGUCGUCGUCGUUAUAAUGCAGUAGUAUUACAUAGAAGGAGAGACUUCAGCGGGCAAACGAAAACAAACCUGCUUUCCUGGUGUGGAGUGGUGUGGUGACGCAGAGCAACGCAAGUCGCGGCAAAAUCUGCAGAGACGCAUAACUUCGCGAUCGUUCGGAAACCGCCAAACAGUCGGCGUUGGGGUCGUAAACGCAGUGGAUGUGAUAAAUAUCAUCGGGACUCGAUCAGGAAAGUGGUGUUUUGGUGAUGGGAGUUGCGGGCUAAUCCUACACCCGUGCAUUUUGUGAUUGCUGGUGAACCGGUUUCCAAGCAGAUGAUUGUAUUUUUGGCAGAGUACCAUGUGGCUUAUGUAAUGCAAUUCAGUGUGGAAAAUUCCGAAGAUUCAUAAGAAACGUACGAAGGGAUGUUUAAGAAGAUAGUGGAUUUUGAUUGCAACUGUGAAAAGUGUGUACGUGAAAAUGCGUGAUAACUUUAUGCUGCUGAUGGGCACGGCUUGUGCCCUUAUCUGUCUGCAAGCUGUACAGUCGGAUUUGAAUGAGGUGGACGAUGUAGACUACGAAGAGGAAGGAUUUUGGAUUGGCCAUGGACUUGGGAGCAGGAAAGAUGGUGACGAAAUCCUUAAGGUGAUGUACAAAUCAGUAGGUCCAUUCAGUGAGCCACAGAACGUGACAGUGGUGGAGAAGUUCACAGCAGGUGAAGGCGAAAGCAUUACUUUCACUCAGUUCAAUUCAUCGAAGGUGCUUACGUACUUCCGAGAAAUGGUUCUGGACUUCAACCCAAAGAAUUUCUAUAUCAAACUAAAUUUGUACAACAUCACGAAUCUAAGGCUACAAAGGACAGUAUACGGCUACCGAUCAAAUUCAGUGAAAAGGCGAAAUGCUCUUUAGCUCAUUGCGUAAACUUUCAUUAACAGUAGAGUGUCGAAUAGUUUAAUGAUAAGAAUUGUAAAUUAACCUUUAUCAAUAUGUUUAUAAUGUUAAAUAAUGUAGUAAGUUAAGCAAUCAUCCCAUGGAAGACCCGUUUUUGAAAAACGAAAACCGUACUAGACCUUUAAUACCAAAAAUGAUUUACAUUUUGAACUGUUACUAAAUAGGAUAAACGAUGUACGUACACCACAAAAAGUACUACAAUUUUAACAGUAUUUCAUGAUAUUUACAUAAACCCAUAGUGACAGCUCCACUGUACAAAUGAAUCACUAGUUGAUCUAGCAGAAAAAUAUACCUCACGUUGAGCAUCCCCACCCCAAACGGAUUACCGAAUCAGAGAAGAUAAUUGAUAUCCAGUAUGGAAAUUAUGCCGAAUAAACACUCGUAAAGACCAUCCAUAUUA